Messenger RNA from Loa loa (African eye worm), 468 nucleotides. RefSeq lists its product as hypothetical. Bases 4 to 369 code for a protein of 121 amino acids. The record is from RefSeq and is a predicted model, not a curated record. The transcript is spliced from 2 exons. Lineage: Eukaryota; Metazoa; Nematoda; Chromadorea; Rhabditida; Onchocercidae. Gene Ontology annotation, cellular component: membrane.
AUUAUGAUUAUUUAUUCAUUUCUAUUAUCGAUGUGUGUCGUAUUCAGUGGUUCUUUAUACAUUCACGGUGGUCCGUAUGAUUAUCCACGACAAUUUAAUAAUUUACUUCGAUUUCUUGGUUUCGUGCUAUUUUGCCUAUCUGAUAGUGCAUUAAUUAUUCAUCAUGUUGGAAUUGCUGUACCAGUUGCUGAGAAAUUAAUCUUAUCAACUUAUUUUAUCGCACAAUAUCUUAUUUUAUGUGGUUCAUCAUCGUCAUCAUCAUUAUUAUCGCCAUCAUCACAAUCAUCAUCAUCAUCAUCAUCAUCGUUAUUAUCAUUAUCACGUUGUUAUUAUCGCUCAUAUCAAAUACAACGAAAAUUUUGCAAAUGAAUUUUUAAUUCAUACUGUAAAUGAAUAUGUAAGGUAAUUAGAAAUAAACCUUAUCAAAUAAUAUAUACUUCCAUCAUUUACCAUUUAAUGAAGAAAUUG